CGCGGCUUGACAACACAGCACGAGUUUCACCUUGUUGUGAACCCAGCUGCACACGAAAGCCAAAGAGCCCAGGAAGCAACAACAACAACAAGAAGCCGAGAUGCCGAAAUAUUGCUCGGUCCCAAACUGUAAGAAUGACUCCGGAUGCGGCAGCGACAGGAAAAGCUUCUACAAGUUCCCUCUACAGGACCCGGUCCGGCUGCAGCAGUGGCUGAGCAACAUGAGACGUGAGAACUGGACUCCCUCUCGACACCAAUAUAUUUGCCACGAACAUUUUGCACCUUCGUGUUUCAAGGUGCGAUGGGGCAUCCGUUACCUUGAGAGCGAUGCUGUGCCCACAGUCUUCCAGGAGGCGGAGAAACGGAAAGCAACAGAUCACAGUGAGAAGAAGCCAAAACGGCUUCGAGCUGACAGUAAUGAAAGCGGCGCAGUGUCGGAUGACAGGCAGGCGGCUGUUGAUGCUGUAGAAAUGGAAAGCACGUUCCACACGGUGCACCUGUACGAGAUCACUGUCGACCCAUCGCAGCCGGGAGAAACCAGCCUGGUGGAGGCGACUAAUGGAGGAUCUGACUGUUCUCUCCAGACAGAGCUGAACCCACCAGCGGACCGAUUUGAAACAGGAGGAAAUUUCCCUUUAACUUUAUUCCAGACAGUAAAUGAUCUAAGUAACAGUGGCGAGAACACGGAGGUGGUAGUGAUGUCUGAAUGCCCUGCUGGUGAAGGGCAAGAUGAGCUUGUGAAUGGAAUCACUGCAGCCAUUUUAACUCAGGGCCACGGGCUGGUCAUGAGUGACUCCACACUUGGCUGUACGGAUGAGACUGUGGCCUCUCUCCGUGUUGAAGAUGUGACUUGUACCACAGAAGGGUUCUCAGAAGAUCACGAAGGCCAUGAAACUCAAGUCAUUGCCUACUUCGAGACGAUACCUAACGUUUUCCCCAGUGAAACCUCCACCCACUUCACCUUCUCCCCGGAUACAGUGCUGUCGUCCGCUCUGAGCUCCAAACCCAUCACAUCCACUCUGCCUAUCGUGUCCAAACACGUGCCACCUUCACCCACGUCCCUGGUACUUACUGUGGAAAGACUGGACACAGAUGAAGGAGAGGGAGACGACGGCCUAUCGGAGGAGGACGGGAUUGAACGGCAGGAUCACCAGCUGGAGGAGCACUGCUACCAUAAGAACAGCUUGAGUAAGGAGCAGCUGGAGGCCAUUGUGGCUGAGCUGCAGAAGAAGGUGAAAGUGCUGCAACAGCGACAUCGCAGACACCUGGAGAAACUCCUGGGACUGGAGAACACGGUCAGCCAGCUGAGGCAAAGCAACAUGCUGAAUGAAGAGCGACUACAGCUGCUUGAGAGGGCUUACAUACAGACCAGUGCAGGAGUAUCAGAUGCUGGUGAGACUGUGACCAUCAUCUAUGAAGAGAACGAUGCUGCAUACUUGUACACGCCACUGAACAAUGCAGAAGAAAAGCUGUGAGGCCCGACUGACUGCGAACGUGCCACCUGUUUGUCUGUCUGCUGCCCACUGUGCCAUAAAGAGACAGGGCUAAUACUGUUGAAAACAAAAUGCUACCUAAUUUUUAUUUUUUUGUCUUUUCAGUUUCAGAUCUGUCUAUAAUAUGUGGCCGUGUGUUUGUUGUUAGAUCUACUGUGGGCUUUGCACAAAUAUGGAUGAAUAAAUUGGGACAAUAUUGAAUGUGUUUUUUAUGGGUUUCCCCCUCUACCCCUCCCUCCCUUCAACCACUUCUUUUUGUUUGACUUAUAAAGUAUUUUUGUAAGUGAUAAUGUACAUGUCAAAUAAAAAAAAUAACUUCCAAA
This is a messenger RNA of Morone saxatilis (striped sea-bass), 1815 nucleotides long. RefSeq names its product THAP domain-containing protein 5-like. The record is from RefSeq and is a predicted model, not a curated record. Lineage: Eukaryota; Metazoa; Chordata; Actinopteri; Moronidae. Bases 101 to 1474 code for a protein of 457 amino acids. The transcript has 5 exons.